AUGGUGGCAUUACACAAUAAUAACAAUAACAGUAAUAAGAAUAAUCAUAAUAAUCAUAAUAAUAGCAGUGAUAGUAAUAGCAAUAAGAGUGAUAAUAAUAAUAGCAAUAAGAGUGAUAAUAAUAAUAGCAAUAAUUUUUCUAAAAAUUCUUAUUCAACAUCAUCAAGCAAUCAUAAAAAUCACCCAUUAGAUUUAUUAUAUUUUGAUAGUAGCAUUGCAUCAAUACUGCACAAUCAGCCCAAUUUUAUAUUACAUGUUGGUGAUUCUGUACAAAAUUUUGAUAGUUUACAGCAAUGGCAAACUGAUUUUUUUGAUCCAUUGAUCAAUUAUAAAUUAAUCCAAAAAUCACCAAUGAUUUUUGCUCAUGGUAAUCAUGACUUUAAUCCAUUGUUAGAUUACUAUUACACAACAAAUAAAUUAUGGUAUUCAUUCACUAUAGCAAAUACACGCUGGAUAGUAUUGGAUAGUAAUAUUGAUGAAGAGUCACAGGAUAAAUGGUUGAUAAAAGAGUUAUCAUCAAUCGAAUCAAAAUUGGCCAAGUUUCGUGUUGUGGUGGUACACAUACCACCCUUUGUUGAAUUUUGGGAUCCAAAAUCCUGGAAUGAGAAAUCAGAAAAAUAUUGGGGUGAUUUUGUUAGGAAGAGGUAUGUGCCUCUAUUUCAAAAAUAUGAUGUUGAUUUGGUGAUAAGUGGACAUCAGCAUAAUUAUCAACGUGGUCAAUUUGAUGGUACUGUUUACACCAUAAUUGGUGGUGCAGGUGGUAAACUGGAUUUUGAGAGAGUUGAAGAUUGGAAAAUUUAUUCAAUUGUUAGAAAAAUUUACCAUUAUGUGUUGAUUGAAAUUUGGUCUGAUAAAUUGAUUUGGGUAGUUUAUGAUAUUAAUAAUAAAAUUAUAGAUAAAUUCGAAUUAGGAAAAAGAACAAUUUUCACUUAG
This is a messenger RNA of Entrophospora candida, 933 nucleotides long. Lineage: Eukaryota; Fungi; Glomeromycota; Glomeromycetes; Entrophosporales; Entrophosporaceae. The record is from the annotation of a GenBank genome assembly.